Messenger RNA from Physella acuta, 2107 nucleotides. RefSeq names its product galactose mutarotase-like. Gene Ontology annotation, molecular function: carbohydrate binding; aldose 1-epimerase activity. Lineage: Eukaryota; Metazoa; Mollusca; Gastropoda; Physidae. The record is from RefSeq and is a predicted model, not a curated record. Gene Ontology annotation, biological process: beta-D-galactose catabolic process via UDP-galactose, Leloir pathway; glucose metabolic process.
AAAAAUAAUAACCUUUGACCUUUUCACUAAAUACAUCUCACUCAACCCACUCCGACAAACACUUGACCUAACCAAGAUCCAAGAUACAGAACGAAUAAACAAAAGUUGACACACAUUGCAUUAAUUUAUUUUUACUAAAAUGUCCACUAUUAAUUCCGAUGAAUUUGGUACCACGAAAGACGGCCGCAAAGUAACAAGAUACACAUUGAGUAACAAAUCCGGAGCCAGUGUCAGAAUUCUGGAUCUUGGUGGUAUCAUCACAGAAAUCAAUGUACCAGACAAAGACGGAAACAUUGGGGAUGUAAACCUGGGCUUUGACUCUGUUUCAGAUUAUGAAGAAAAGCCUGGCUAUAUAGGCAAACUCAUUGGAAGGGUAGCCAACAGAAUAGCAGGCGGUCAAUUCACUCUUGACGGAGAGACAUAUCAUUUGUUUAUAAACAAUGGCCCCAAUUCUCUUCAUGGUGGUAAAGUGGGUUUUGAUCAGAAGGUAUGGGAAGCCAGUGUGAAAGAGGAUAAAUUAGUCUUGAAAUAUGUUAGUGCUGAUGGUGAAGAGAACUACCCAGGAGAGUUAACUGUCACAGUUGUAUAUGGCUUUGAUGAUGAUAACAAAUUAUCUAUUGAUUACACUGCCACAACUACAAAAGCCACACCCAUCAACCUUACUAACCACGCCUACUUUAAUCUGGCUGGACAUGGUACCGGUCAUAUCAAUGAUCUGACAGUCACGAUGCAUGCAGAUAGUUAUCUACCCUUAAACGAAAACACUAUUCCUACUGGGGAAAUUAGGUCAGUUGCUGGCUCUGGGUAUGAUCUACGUCAGCCUGUUAGCCUAGGGGAAAGACUGAAAGAAGUUGCGGACGGUCGUGGUUUUGACAUCAAUUUCUGUCUGGAUAACAAUGGAGCUUUAAAGCUGGCAACCAGGGUUGAACACGGACAGUCUGGACGCUACAUGGAUGUGUACACAACGGAGCCAGGCAUGCAGUUCUACACAGCGUACUGGUUAGCUAACAUGAAGGGUAAAGGUGGAGCAGAGUACGGCCAGUUUGCUGGUCUGUGUCUGGAGGCACAGCACUACCCUGAUAGUGUCAACAAGCCACAGUUUCCCAACUCAAUUCUACGCCCUGGAGAAACAUACACCCAAAAGACAAUUUACCACUUUGGUCUUCUGUAAAACCUUACAUUUUGUCCAGCUAUCUGAUAGCUUGAAUACUAUGUGUCACACUAGUUUGAGGGAAAGCAUUUACUUGGAGGGUUGUCGUGUAUUUUGGUCACAUUUAUCUUCCUAAACAUUCUAUUUAAACUUAAUUUAUUUGUUGAACCUAUCUAGAUUUUGAAGUGUUGGUUACAAAUACAAAUGGUAAAUGUUUAUUUUUGUACAUCCAGAUAUAUAAAAAGAUAAUUUAAUGCAAUAUACAAUUGUUUUUUGAUGUAAUGUACAUGAAGCUAUUAUGUAUUUGACGAAGUACUUUUGUUACUUGAUUGAACAGGGUAAUGCUUACUAAGUUCAGCAAGUCUUUUUACAUUGACAUUUUACAAUGACAUUGUCAUUUACAUUAUCUAUCUGUUAAUCAUUAUUGCCGUAAUGAUUCUGUCAUCAUCUUAGUUGAUAUUGCAAUAACUGAAUCAGUAUUUGAGCUGUCAUCUUCUGGUGGUUCAUGUUACAAUCCAUGUAUAGACAUCAAAUAUUUUAUAAAAUCAAAGAUCUCAAUGAUAAAUUAUUGAUGUUUAAUAAUUUAAGUUAAUUAAAAAUAUUUACUUGACAUUUUUAACCGCACAAAAGUCUCAUUAUUACAGUAAAUAAUUCCCUAACCGCACAAAAGUCACGUUUUUACAGUAAAUAAUUCCCUAACCGCACAAGUCACGUUAUUACAGUAAAUAAUUCCCUAAUGUAUUUACCCUCUACAUGACAAAAUGACAGAAGGUUUAAUGUAUUUAUAAUGAGGUUUUUGUCAGGUUUAAUGACAUGUUGUUUACUUUAACUCAGGUCAACUUGUUGUCCAACCAGUGGGUUGAUAUAUUGUUUUGGUGUUUAAAAGUUUAGUCUUUAAUACUUAUUAUAACCAGAUUGAUCUCUAAACUUAUAACCAGAAUAAAUAUUUGAAAUAAC